This is a messenger RNA of Fusarium proliferatum ET1, 459 nucleotides long. RefSeq lists its product as uncharacterized. Gene Ontology annotation, cellular component: ribosome; cytosolic small ribosomal subunit. The record is from RefSeq and is a predicted model, not a curated record. Gene Ontology annotation, biological process: translation; ribosomal small subunit assembly. The transcript has 4 exons. Bases 1 to 459 code for a protein of 152 amino acids. Gene Ontology annotation, molecular function: RNA binding; structural constituent of ribosome. NCBI's taxonomy places the organism in Eukaryota, Fungi, Ascomycota, Sordariomycetes, Hypocreales, Nectriaceae.
AUGGCUGACGAAUACGACGCCGAGCAGGCUGCCGAGCUCAAGAGAAAGAGAGCCUUCCGAAAGUUCUCCUACCGAGGAAUCGACCUUGAUCAGCUCCUCGACCUCUCCUCCGACCAGCUUCGCGAUGUUGUCCACGCUCGUGCCCGCCGCAGGAUCAACCGUGGCCUGAAGCGCCGCCCCAUGGGUCUCAUCAAGAAGCUCCGAAAGGCUAAGCAGGAGGCUCAGCCCAACGAGAAGCCCGACCUCGUCAAGACCCACCUCCGAGACAUGAUUGUCGUCCCCGAGAUGAUUGGCAGUGUCAUUGGUAUCUACUCCGGCAAGGAGUUCAACCAGGUCGAGAUCAAGCCUGAGAUGGUUGGUCACUACCUGGCUGAGUUCUCUAUCUCAUACAAGCCUGUCAAGCACGGUAGGCCCGGUAUUGGUGCCACGCACUCUUCUCGAUUCAUUCCCCUCAAGUAA